UUCACGAGCCCUGCCAUGGAGGUCACCACGUUCAAUUCGAACUUCGGCGAAGCUGAGUUUCCCGUGUGGGAAAAGAUUGGGGCUGUUGUUAGACUUAGCUAUGGAAUAGGUAUAUAUGGAGCAAUGGCUGUAUUAGGAAGAUUUAUAUGUUCCGUGACGGGGAUUGAUAGCAUGGGAGGUUUCCAAGUGUCUUUAGAUGCAAUUGUACAAGGGCUUGGAUAUGCAGCUCCUCCAAUUAUGGCCCUUCUUUUCAUACUAGAUGAUGAAGUUGUGAAGGUAUCUCCUCAUGCUCGUGCUAUUCGAGAUGUAGAGGAUGAAGAGCUUCGAAGCUUCUUUUAUGGAAUGUCACCUUUGCAGUUUAUACUAAUUGUUGCUGCAAGCUCUGUGGGUGAGGAGCUUUUCUACAGGGCUGCUGUUCAGGGAUCAUUGGCCGAUAUAUUUCUAAGGGGCACAGAUCUGAUGACAGAUGCUCGAGGAGUGGCGUCUCUGACUGGAGUUCUGCCCCCAUUUGUCCCUUUUGCUCAGGCAUUUGCAGCGGUGAUUACGGCUGCGCUCACAGGUUCUCUGUACUAUGUGGCAGCUUCUCCAAAAGAUCCUGCUUAUGUAGUUGCACCAGUUUUACAAUCUCGCUCUGGUCGUGAAGACAUGAAAAAGCUUUUUGCAGCUUGGUAUCAGAGGAGACAAAUGAAGAAGAUUUACUCUCCCCUGCUUGAAGGACUUCUUGCCCUAUAUCUUGGUUUUGAGUGGAUCCAGACGAACAAUAUGCUUACGCCUAUGAUCACGCACGGCAUAUACUCUGCUGUGAUAUUGGGUCAUGGCCUUUGGAAGAUACACGAUCAUCGGAAAAGACUACGCCAGAGGAUCCAGCAGCUUAAAGUAGAAGGAAAGAAGUAGAAUAAGUUGUGGAGCUUUACUAGUCUGGGGAUAAAAUUUGUAAAUUACAGAGCAGAUUCUUUGCAGAUAUUCCCAAAUAAUGUAUACGUAUAUAAAGUCGAAAACGAAACUAUGUACAUAUUGAAUCCGUGCAAUUUUAGUUUCUUGAAGGCUAUGUUUCACUGUUGAA
Messenger RNA from Malus domestica (apple), 1063 nucleotides. The record is from RefSeq and is a predicted model, not a curated record. Lineage: Eukaryota; Viridiplantae; Streptophyta; Magnoliopsida; Rosales; Rosaceae.